Hyaena hyaena (striped hyena) is the source of this 1837-nucleotide messenger RNA. RefSeq names its product G protein subunit alpha o1 (gene GNAO1). Gene Ontology annotation, biological process: G protein-coupled dopamine receptor signaling pathway; adenylate cyclase-modulating G protein-coupled receptor signaling pathway. Gene Ontology annotation, molecular function: G-protein beta/gamma-subunit complex binding; G protein-coupled serotonin receptor binding; GTPase activity. The coding region runs from base 417 to 1481 and encodes 354 amino acids. Gene Ontology annotation, cellular component: heterotrimeric G-protein complex. The record is from RefSeq and is a predicted model, not a curated record. The transcript is spliced from 8 exons. NCBI's taxonomy places the organism in Eukaryota, Metazoa, Chordata, Mammalia, Carnivora, Hyaenidae.
CGGCAGAAGGACCCACCCUGCCCCCCACCCCACCCUCCGCCGGCUCCGGCUGCGGCUCCUGCCUCAACUAUUAUUUUAUUUAUUUUGGGUCGUGCACCAGCCUCAGUGCCUGCAGCCCGCGCCUCCACGGACCGCGGGCGCCUCUUCCCUCGGCCCCGGAGCCCCAGACCCCGGCCACCUUCUCCUCGACUCCCCUAGAACCCGCCAGCUGUCGCGAGUCUCCGCUGCUGGAAUCUUAGCGGCUGUCUUUUUGGGGGGUUCUGGUUUCCCGACAUUUUUGUUUUCGGCCAAGGGAAGGAUAUCGUGGUUUUUUCCCCUUUGAGCCCAGGCUCUGCUCUCUGGGGGGGUGGGGGGCGCGCCGAGCCGGGGAGCCGUGCCAGCCGAGUCGUGCGGGCUGUGGCAGGGAAGGGGCCACCAUGGGAUGUACUCUGAGCGCAGAGGAGAGAGCCGCCCUCGAGCGGAGCAAGGCGAUUGAGAAAAACCUCAAAGAGGAUGGCAUCAGCGCCGCCAAAGACGUGAAAUUACUCCUGCUGGGGGCUGGAGAAUCAGGAAAAAGCACCAUUGUGAAGCAGAUGAAGAUCAUCCAUGAAGAUGGCUUCUCUGGAGAAGACGUGAAACAGUACAAGCCUGUUGUCUAUAGCAACACCAUCCAGUCCCUGGCAGCCAUCGUCCGGGCCAUGGACACUUUGGGCAUCGAAUAUGGUGACAAGGAGAGAAAGGCUGACGCCAAGAUGGUGUGUGACGUGGUGAGUCGGAUGGAAGACACCGAGCCCUUCUCUGCAGAACUGCUCUCGGCCAUGAUGCGGCUGUGGGGUGACUCAGGAAUCCAGGAAUGCUUCAACAGGUCUCGGGAGUAUCAGCUCAACGAUUCCGCCAAAUACUACCUGGACAGCCUGGAUCGGAUUGGGGCCGCCGACUACCAGCCCACCGAGCAGGAUAUCCUCCGAACCAGGGUCAAAACCACUGGCAUCGUGGAAACCCACUUCACAUUCAAGAACCUCCACUUCAGGCUGUUCGACGUCGGGGGCCAGCGAUCUGAACGCAAGAAGUGGAUCCACUGCUUCGAGGACGUCACAGCCAUUAUCUUCUGCGUCGCGCUCAGCGGCUAUGACCAGGUGCUCCAUGAAGACGAGACCACGAACCGCAUGCACGAGUCCCUGAAGCUUUUCGACAGCAUCUGUAACAACAAAUGGUUCACAGACACGUCCAUCAUCUUGUUUCUUAACAAGAAGGACAUAUUUGAAGAGAAGAUCAAGAAGUCCCCGCUAACCAUCUGCUUCCCUGAAUACACAGGCCCCAGUGCCUUCACGGAGGCCGUGGCUUACAUCCAGGCCCAGUACGAGAGCAAGAACAAGUCCGCCCACAAGGAGAUCUACACCCACGUCACCUGCGCCACCGACACCAACAACAUCCAGUUUGUCUUUGACGCCGUGACGGACGUCAUCAUCGCCAAAAACCUGCGGGGCUGCGGCCUCUACUGAGCCCUAGCCUCGCCGACCAGCUGCCCGCCUCCCUGCCUGGACUGCCGCCCUGCCCCUCCCCCAGGACCAGAGCUCCGUCACCUCACAGACCACUCUCUGCACUUGACCAAGAAGCGCCAGCCACUGGCACUGAGGAGGAAGGAGGAAGCCCCCUCCGCCAGCCGCCCCUCCCCCAGACAUCAGAAGGCGUGGUAACCCGUGGGCUGGGUGGGGGUGCCGAGUGCCCGCACCACUGGCCUCCGCUUCAUCUCUGAGUGUUGUGUCCUGGGGAGAGGGGUGUGGGGGCCCAGGUCCCCCUUUAGUCCAGAAUGGGCAUGCACUGCACUUGGUGACUCAUACUCAAAGUCCCAGGGUCU